AUGCAGAGCGUCUUCUCCAUCUUGACAAACGAUGCCCCUCCCGUUCUCUUUGCCAACGCCACCGCAGGGCAAGGAACAUCGGAAAGAGUGUAUGGCCUGGUUCAGUCUAGGGGCGACGUUGGUGAAGACAACUGCCGGAAGUGCAUCCAGAAUUCGACCCUACAGGUCGUCAAAUACUGCCCCAACACAAGAGAUGCCAUCAUAUGGUAUGAAAAAUGUCAGCUUCGCUACUCCAACACCGACCUCUUUGGCCAACUAAACACAGAUGAUUCUGGCGAUUGGCACUGGACCUACGGUAAAGUGGAAGACCCUAAAGCCUUCUACGAGAAGUUGGGCACUCUAUAG
Messenger RNA from Nymphaea colorata (pocket water lily), 345 nucleotides. RefSeq names its product cysteine-rich repeat secretory protein 38-like. The transcript has a single exon. Bases 1 to 345 code for a protein of 114 amino acids. The record is from RefSeq and is a predicted model, not a curated record. Lineage: Eukaryota; Viridiplantae; Streptophyta; Magnoliopsida; Nymphaeales; Nymphaeaceae.